GCACUUCAGCCCUCUCUUUUUUUUCAUCUCAGUCACCUUGCUUUCAGAUUGUAUUAGUUUUAGUGGGUUAUGGGUGGGUAAAUAAUAAUAAAGAUAGUGUGACAUUGAACCAAAACACACAGUAGAUGACAGCCUGUUUUGAGACAGUCAUCAUGAAGACAGCAGUGAACCUCCUGGCUCUCUUCCUUCUUCAUGCCUGCUCUUCGGUCCCCGUCAGCAGACCCACCAACUGGCUCAGACAAUGUCGUGCCUCCACCAACCUCUCUAUCACAGCUCUGGAGGUGCUGCCGGGCGGAGGCUGGGACAACCUCCGGAACAUGGAUGUGGGUCGAGUCAUGAACCUCAGCUACUUCCAGUGCCAGACCACUGAGGAUGGGCUCUACCUCAUCCCGGAUGAGGUGUUUGUCAUCCCCCAGAAGGAGACGGGCGUGGAGACAAACUCAGAGAUAAUCAGCUCGUGGCUGGAGCAGAAAAGCUCUACAUCCCAGAGCAUUAAUGCGGACAUAUCCUUCUUCUCGGUUCUGAAUGGCAAAUUUUCUACAGAGAACCAGAGGAUGAAAACCCAUCAGGUCAAAGACUCUUCAACUACGACCAGAGUGCAAGUUCGUAACUUCAUCUACGCAGUUAAGGCUUAUCCAGACUUCAAUCUGGAUUCACGCUUUGCUCAACAAGCCAAAGAAAUAGCUGAUGCCAUUGAAAACAACCAAACAAGGCACGCAGAUUAUCUCUCAGAGAAGAUGGUACUGGACUAUGGAACCCAUGUUAUCACUAGUGUCGAUGCCGGGGCCAGUUUGGUGCAGGAAGACUACCUACGCUCUGUAUCGGACAAUGUGUCGCAAAGUUCCACUAUCACAGCGCAGGCAGGCUUAAACUUUUUUGACAAACUCAAGUUUGACAUAAGCAGCAAAAAUACCCAACAGAGCUCAGCACUUCAAACAUAUCAGUCCAAUAUUCAGUACUCUCUGACCCAAAGCCAUGGUGGCACACCUUUCUAUCCUGGCAUCACUCUGCAGAAGUGGCAGGAAAGUACCAGGAACAACCUUGUUGCUAUUGAUAGGUCAGGAUUUCCCCUACACUACUUUAUAAACACCAACACCUUCCCUGAUCUGCCACAGCCUACAGUUGGCAAAGUGGCUCUCACGCUGAGUCAGGCCAUAGAGCGAUACUACACGAUCAAUACGCGACCUGGAUGUGUCGACGUCAACUCCAAGAACUUUAACUUCCAGGCCAACAUUGAUGAUGCAUCCUGUGAGGGCCCUGCAACAAACCUCAGUUUCGGUGGCGUCUAUCAACAGUGUAUUAUGCGCAGCUCAGAUGCAGGUCCACUAUGUGAUGCCCUGGCCCAGAAAAACCCUGAAACAGGUGACUUCUCCUGUCGUCCGCCAUACACCCCGACUUUACUGAGAUCUGAAGUGAGACAGCAGGCUUACACUUCGUACGAUUGCUAUGACCAGCAUUAUGGUUGUGGGUUUUUAUGGCUUGAAGAUUGCAUUAAUAGAGUGUGUCAGGACAACUACCACGUUCGCUCUGCUCGCGUCGACACCUACUGGUGCUCUGUAAAUAAUGGAAAGGCCCCAGACAACUCAGGGUAUCUGUUUGGAGGCAUAUACAGCCCUUCUCUCCUGAACCCCCUCACCAAUGCCAAAAGCUGCCCCUCAAACUUCAUUCCAGUAAAGUUUCUCUCGGACGGCCAAGUGAUAUGUGUGAGUAAAGACUAUGAAACUGCCACCAGAUACUCCGUACCAUUUGGAGGCCUCUUCAGUUGUCAGUCAAGCAACCCACUGGCAGGGUCCCAACGCCGCUGCCCUCCCAAGUUCAGUCAGCAUCUCGCCACAGUGAGUGACGGCUGUGAAAUUCUUUACUGCGUCCAGUCAGGACUGUUCACAGGAGGGCAGCUUCUCCCAAUCCAUCUGCCUCCUUUCACCAAACGCCCACUUGUCAGCAUGCAAGCCACAAACACAGUCAUGGUGAUGACUGAAGGAGACAAGAGUUGGGUCAGAGUGGGGAAGACCAAGGCAUGGAAACUGGCAAAACCAGAGGAAAUCAAUGACAUUGUGCACCAGCUUAACCCAGAAUUGGGUCAUAUGUCUAGUGGAGAAAAGGCAGGGGUAGCCUUUGGUGUGAUCGGUAUGAUAGCACUGGUGGUAGUGGCAGUGGUCCUGCUGAAGAGAAGGAGGAGGAUGUCUGGGUUCAUAAGAGCUAGAGGCUAUGACGAAAUACGUGGAGAAGUCGAGCACGAAGAUGGAGAGAGAGAGGCACAGCAAGAUGAGGCUUGAGAAAAACACACAGCUCAGCGGCUUAGCUGCAGAAGACGGAAGUUAAUGCGGUGAGACAGAUUUAGUUUUUAACUUCCCUGCUGAUCGUCACCUCAGAAAUCAGUCACGCAAAUUUUUCACGUUUCUAGUUUCACAAGUGCUUCUAGUUUGAAACAGUUGGACUUUGUGAUUAUGAUUCUUCUAAAAUGUGUAUGAAACAAAUAAUUCACAUAGCCACAUUUACCAAGUGCUAUGGAUAGUAAAGGGUUAGGGUUAGGGUUAGGAUUAGUAGAGUAACAGUUAAACAAUACAUUUAUUGGACUUAAGCAGCUGCUUAAGUAAACUUUGUAUUUUAUUAUAUUGUUAUAUUAUAUUGUAUUUUAUGGCCUAUCAACAUCAUACUAUAUUACAUCUAACAGUCAUCAAUUUCCCUUUAAAUUCACCAAAUGAAAAAGCAGAAGUUAUUUCAAAGGCCAUAAGUAACCCAAUACUGCCCUCAUGAGGCCAAGAUGCACAAUGCCAUGUAGUAUAUAAACAUUUUUAGUCCUUGUUUAAGAAAAUGAAUGCUUUGUUUGAAUGUACCAUUUAUCAGUGGAUGUGGCUCAGGAGGUAGAGCGCUAAUCUUCUAAGCGCUAAGCGGUUUGAUCCCUGGCUCAUCCAGAUGCAUGUCAAAGUGUCCUUAUUUAAGAUGCUGUACCCCAAAUCCAGAUGUUGUGCAUCAGUGAGUGAAUGUGUAUGAAUGAAUUCCGUCUGAGAUGGCCUUUGUCAUCACUUUAUGAAUGUGUAUGAAUGAGUAAUUGUGGCAUGUUCAUUUACAUAAAACACGUGGUUUAUAAAUAUGUUUUAGAUAAUUGACAUUAACACAAUUAACAUUUUGAAACCUUUUUUUUCAAUAUAUGAAUUCACAACUCAAAGUAUUUUAUUGUACUAUGCUGCAAUGUAUGUUAAGCUCUUCUGCACUGCACUUAACCUCUAAUUAAAGAAAAAUAUAUUUAAAAAAAAAA
Messenger RNA from Morone saxatilis (striped sea-bass), 3259 nucleotides. It is a transcript of the gene mpeg1.1, whose product is annotated as macrophage expressed 1, tandem duplicate 1. Gene Ontology annotation, biological process: defense response to bacterium. Lineage: Eukaryota; Metazoa; Chordata; Actinopteri; Moronidae. The coding region runs from base 126 to 2276 and encodes 716 amino acids. The transcript has 3 exons. The record is from RefSeq and is a predicted model, not a curated record.